CGCGUGACGGGUAGCGACCGACGCACAGGCACAGCCAGAAAGUUGCAAGCGAGCAAAAACGAACCCCACUUCGACGGCCGACUACCGCUGACCGCCGCCUUGAUCUGCUUCCGGCGCCACUACGCCGGCCAUGGGCUGCUCGUCUUCUCUGCCAGCAAACAGUACUGGAGGCUUGGGCAAUAUCAACAACGAGAACUCUGCAACUGACUCAAAGAAUUUGAAAGUGAAGUUGGUUUUACUGGGGGAUUCUGGUGUUGGGAAAAGCUGCAUUGUUCUUCGCUUUGUCCGUGGUCAGUUUGAUCCCACAUCAAAGGUAACUAUUGGUGCAUCAUUUCUGUCACAAACAUUGGCAUUGGAGGACUCCACAACAGUGAAGUUUGAAAUAUGGGACACUGCUGGCCAGGAGAGGUAUGCUGCAUUAGCACCUCUGUACUACAGGGGAGCUGGUGCUGCAAUCGUUGUCUAUGACAUAACAAGUGCAGAAUCAUUCAACAAAGCACAAUAUUGGGUGAAGGAACUUCAGAAACACGGUAGCCAGGAUAUGAUCAUGGCUUUGGUUGGAAAUAAGGCUGACCUAGAUGAAAAACGCAUUGUGUCUUCUCAGGAAGCACAGGAGCACGCAGACAUGAGCAAUAUGUUUUUCCUUGAGACAUCGGCGAAGACAGCUGAUAAUAUAAACCAACUAUUCGAGGAAAUUGCCAAGAGGCUGCCAAGGUCUACACCACCGUCCUGAUUAACAUCGGUCUGUGUCGUAAACAACCUGAGUGAUUGUGUAACUCACAAUAUGAGUAGAAACGCCUGGACGAACAUUUGUGGCUGUUUCAACAUGCCAGGUCAAGCCAUCUGUAUCUCUGCGAGCAUACCAUUGUUUUUGGAAACAUAGCUCAUGUAAAGCUUGUCCAUUGCGCUAAUUCUGUCGAAAUGGUGGGGGUAUUCUGCUCCCAGCACGGGUAAGUUAAAUGAAGCUUAUGGCCGUGCUCUAACGCAUGGAUGUUCAGCAAGUAUGAUAAUAUGGUUGAGACUGAAACAUCUUACUAUCAAUGCAGUGCAUUGUUUUUAGGUUCGGUUUGACUCGCCUGUUGAGCCGCCAUUGACUGUACUGUACUGUACUGGAAGGGUUCAUUGCUGUCACUGUUGUGGAUGAUUAAUUUGAUUAGAUUACUACUAGUACUAGUAGUUAAUAAUGAUAGCAGUUUUGCUGAUCAA
This is a messenger RNA of Triticum dicoccoides, 1206 nucleotides long. Its product is annotated as ras-related protein RABF1-like. Gene Ontology annotation, molecular function: GTP binding; GTPase activity. The record is from RefSeq and is a predicted model, not a curated record. Lineage: Eukaryota; Viridiplantae; Streptophyta; Magnoliopsida; Poales; Poaceae. The transcript is spliced from 8 exons. The coding region runs from base 131 to 733 and encodes 200 amino acids.